Verruconis gallopava is the source of this 1223-nucleotide messenger RNA. RefSeq lists its product as uncharacterized. The record is from RefSeq and is a predicted model, not a curated record. Bases 1 to 978 code for a protein of 325 amino acids. The transcript has 2 exons. NCBI's taxonomy places the organism in Eukaryota, Fungi, Ascomycota, Dothideomycetes, Venturiales, Sympoventuriaceae.
AUGCCGGUAUGGUACAUUGACUUUGUCCUUCUGACCCCAAUCCAGGGCGAAGACAGCCCAGCUUACAUCGGAGAACCUGGGGGAGACAAAAAAACAGUCAAGCGAUGGCAAGAUCUUGAAUCAGUAUAUCAGAGACUGCGUUGGGCUGUACGGCUCAUGCUGCCGGCUCAUCGCGGAAUUGGAUGGAACUGGCAGGUCAAAGGCGUACGUUCUGAUCCAUAUGCGAAGUUUCCAAGGUGGAAGUACGUGAUCCUCCACUCAGGAUGGGCAUUAUUUUUUUACGCGCAAUCUACCGUUAUGCUUAUUGUCCUUGGCUGGGCUAUCGAGACCCAGCAACGAGCAAUGAACUCAGAAUUUUGGAAUUCUGCUACAUUAAAUGCGCUAAUCGGUUGGUCAGGCGCUACGUGGGUAUGGGACCGACUUAGUUGCGCAUACCAUAUGGCAGCGGCGCUCAGCGUCGCAGCCGGAAUUUGUUCUACCUGGGAGUGGCCGCCUUUGAUGGGAUCAUUGAAAGAUUCGUGGAGUGUUCGACAAAUGUGGAGUACAGUCUAUCAUCAGACUUUCCGCAGAAUGUUCUCCCAACCGGCAAUGCGCAUUACUCGAGCUUUAGGUUUUCGCAAAGGCACGCUUCCAUCCAGGUACAUGCAGCUUUACCUUUCCUUCGGUAUCAGCUGCAUUCUUCACCAGUUCCAGAUGUUCAACGUCACACGCAGGGACAUGGGCGAAUUCAACUUUUUCAUGUCCCAAGCUGUUGCCAUCACAAUCGAGGACUUCGUCCGGUGGGCGUGGAGAAAACUGCACGGAUCUAGUCCCAGCCGGCGCUUCGAUUUGCUCAUGGGCUAUGCUUGGACGUUUACUUGGUUCUCGUUUAGCUUGCACGUAUAUAUCAAGGGGCUAGUCGCAGCCAAUGUCAUAGAGGAUUGGCUUUUUGGAGUCGAUCCGAUCAAUUUCGGAAAAUCUAUGAGUCUGAAGGUCUAAAGUGGACUGCGAACAUGACCGUUGUGAGAACCCCAUGAUGGCGAAGACGGGAAAACGGUGAUGCCUAUCGUUUUGAAUGGCAAUGAUGGCUUUGAUGGGAAUUUGGCAGAAAGACGAAUCGAAUUAUACUUGGGAAACCGCGCUAAUGAGGAUUGAAGUAUGAUUUUGCAAAUGAAUGCACAAGAUUAAGGUGAAAAGACUUGAGACAGAGGCGUUUCAUUAGGAUGAACAAGAAAUUCGUCAAC